Messenger RNA from Telopea speciosissima, 780 nucleotides. RefSeq lists its product as uncharacterized. The transcript has a single exon. The coding region runs from base 1 to 780 and encodes 259 amino acids. The record is from RefSeq and is a predicted model, not a curated record. Gene Ontology annotation, cellular component: endoplasmic reticulum. Lineage: Eukaryota; Viridiplantae; Streptophyta; Magnoliopsida; Proteales; Proteaceae.
AUGGUUGCCAUUCUUGGCGUCACCAUCGACUCCAACACCAACCGUCUUCUCGCCAUUCUCCAUGCCUUUGAACCACAACCCCCCUUCAAUGCUCUCGCCGCCUACGACCUGACCUCCGGCGACCGCCUCUUCCUCACAUCCCUCACUAACUCCAUGGUUUCCGGCCGCCGACCGAUAGCUAUUGAUGUUGCCGUUGACCAUGCCGGCAAUGCUUACGUCACCAACCCUACUGGCAACUUCAUCUGGAAAGUUGAAGCCACAGGAAAACCAUCUGUCUUGUCCAUGUCAGCAAUCUUCUUGUCUCAACACGUUUACACUAGGCAACCCUACAGCUUUAGUGGCCUUAGUGGGAUUGCUUACGUCAGCAAGGGUUGUCUAUUGGUGGUUCAGACUAACACUGGAAAAUUGUUUAAGGUCGAAAUUGACGAUGGAACCGCGAGGGUGGUGAGGUUGACGGAGGAUUUGACGGCGGCUGACCGGAUUGCCGUUAGAAAUGACGGAGUUGUGGUUGUGAUGUCUAAAAAGAAGGUGUGGUUCCUGAAGAGCAAGGAUGGUUGGAAUGAAGCAGUGGUUUAUGACGAAAUUGCCCUUGAUGCUGAUAAGCUCCCAACUUCGAUUGCUAUUAGAGAGGAGAAAAGGACUUAUGUGUUAUAUAGAAGAGUGAGGAAGGGUAGUUUGGGAAGCUUGGAAAGGGGGGAGUUUAGCAUAGAGGAGAUUAUUGGGUCCGGUAAGGGGAAGAAAGAGGAUGUUGUGGGAAAAAGAAUGUUGUCUGGUCAAUGA